AGCUUCUAAUCUCCAGCGUUGUUAUGACGACGGCCUAUCUCUUUAGAGCUGUUUUCAUUCAACUGAGUGGAAUUUGCAGCUAAAGACAAAAUUAACAAUGUGAUUUCUGGGCAGUUGUUGAUUAUUUUUUUUAAUGUCUUUAAGACUCUUGCUGUUUGGAAAUACUUCAAGUACUUUUGGAGAGGAAUGGACUGCUCAAGGCUUUUGUUUUAAACCUCGUCCUGUAUCAUAUGGGCUUAUUCAAAAGAGAGCUGGACCAUGUGGUGUAUUAGCAGCAGUUCAAGCUAAUGUUUUGUUGGAAUUGCUGUUUGGGUCAUCAAAUAUUCCUUUAGAUUCAGGAUUGUUGAGACCAAAACUUAUAGAUAAAAGGCGAGCUUUAUCUCAAGCAUUAUGUUCCAUUUUAUGGCAAGCUGGUGAAAAGAAAAGUGCUGUGUAUGCUGUGCGAAGAAAAACAGCUAUUAUAGAUGACAAUAUUGCUGAAAAUGUUUUGAAAAAAGAUGGCCUUUUAGAAUAUCUUCAUUUAAAAUAUUUCAAAUCUAAAGAUGACUUACUUGAAUACCUUUAUAAUUACAUAUCUGAGAUGAUGAAAAAUGAUUGUGAAAGCUGUGUUUUAUUUUUAUACUCUGUUAUUCUGACCCAUGGUAUAGAAAAAAUAAAAAAAGAAAUGGAUGUUCCAGAAAGCCAUUUGAUUGGCAAUGACGGUUACUGUUCUCAAGAAAUUGUUAAUUUACUUUUAACUGGCAAAGCUGUUGCUAACUUGUUUGAUGGUGAUUUAGAAUUAAAUUUAGGUGGACCAGAAAAAUCUCUUCUUCGUGGAAUUUCUAAGCGGUCGAAAAUUGGGCUUUUGUCAUCAUAUGAAUACAAAAAUACGUGUGCUGUAGGACAAUUUUAUAAGAAUCCAUUAUAUCCAAUAUGGCUUUUAUUGGGAGAAAGUCACUUUACUGUUCUUUUUGGUACUAACAGAGACAUUUUGAAGAAAACUAAUGCAAAAGAUCCUUUUCUGUUAUUUCAUUAUGAUGGUCUUUUAAAAAAGAAUGAUAAAGAAACAAUAUUUAUUAUAAAUCCAAUAGGGAGGUUAGAAGAAGAAGAUAAAGAUAAAACAGAUAAUUCAGUUUUACAAUGUAUAUAUACAAGGUGGCCAUUAGCUAGUAUUGAAAAAGAGAAGGAAAAAGAAUAAAAUGUACAUUAAAAAAAAAAGGGAAGAAUGGCAAGAGAAAAAUUGAGACUUUAUUCUACAUGUUAACUUCAUCAACUGCUUAAGUCAACUCAGCACAUCGUUUCAGUCAGUAGAUGCAAAUCAUGCAAUACAUUUAUUAAUGCUUAUUUUUAUGAGAAAUAUUAUACUAAUGUUUGUAUGAGUCAAUCAUUAAAAGACAUAAUUAUUUAUACUCAAGAAAUAUAUUUUUGCACUGUGUGAUUCAGUUUGUGAAAUUUUAAGU
Molecule: messenger RNA, 1439 nt
Organism: Uloborus diversus
Lineage: Eukaryota; Metazoa; Arthropoda; Arachnida; Araneae; Uloboridae
Product: probable ubiquitin carboxyl-terminal hydrolase MINDY-4
Exons: 13
Coding region: 134-1177 (347 amino acids)
Biological process (GO): protein K48-linked deubiquitination
Molecular function (GO): cysteine-type deubiquitinase activity; K48-linked deubiquitinase activity
Source: RefSeq, a predicted model, not a curated record